This is a messenger RNA of Glarea lozoyensis ATCC 20868, 1488 nucleotides long. RefSeq lists its product as uncharacterized. The record is from RefSeq and is a predicted model, not a curated record. The transcript has a single exon. Lineage: Eukaryota; Fungi; Ascomycota; Leotiomycetes; Helotiales; Helotiaceae. Bases 1 to 1488 code for a protein of 495 amino acids.
AUGGAACCUGGAUAUAUCACAGUUGGAGUCGUCUCCUACACCUUAGGAUCCAUAAUAGGAUUCGCUUCAUUUGCCAUGGGCUUCAUGAUUUACGUCCUCAUUCAACACCUUAAAGCUCUUCGAAAAGACAUCCGCAAGGAUAGAAAAAUUAUUAAGAAAGCAAAGAUUCAAGCACUGCUUGAUGGAACACAGGUAAGGAUGGAAGCUAUGCUUGCCCAAACAGAGGCGGGUCUUGAAGAAGUGCAAAAGGAGGUCGUUGAUACGCAUCCUAGGAAGGACAGACAAGACGAGAGUAUUGAUGAGAAGUCACCUGCGCCAACCACUAGUCUUGACGAUCAAAUUCUCGAGCUCACUACCAUGAUUGCCGAACUGAAGAGAACGAGCGAAGAGGGUGAUGCUAAGUUUGCCGCAAGUGAAAGUAAGGUUGUUAAACUUAAAGCCGACUCAUUACAACAGGAGGCGAAUAACACUUUCAACCAUCAACCUGAGCUUUUGGAAGAUCAUGCAAGAUUUUGCAAACGCGAAGCAAACCUAGUCAAACGCGAAGCAGCCGUGUUUAAUCAUGAAAAGGACCUGGUCGAACGUGAGAUAGACCUGGUUAAACUUGAAACAGAACUCGCAAAUCGUGCAGCAGACCUUGUUAGUAAUGACGCCACACCUUCCGCGACUUUCGAGCUAAAUAUAAGGCUUCUUGCUGACAAGGCUGAACUUGAAGCCCAGGUCGUUAAGAUUGAAUGCGAGGUCAGGCAAUAUAGAGACCAGCUUAGCGCAAGCGAAGCUAGCCGUGAGCGGCUUCUUGAUAAUGUUGACGAGCUUAAUGCUGAAAACGCCGAAUAUAGAGACCAGGAUUCCAAACGCGAAGCAGAAUUUGCUAAGCUUCGAAGUGAGGUUAUCCCACCGGGCGAGGAAAUCUCCUUUCUCAAGUCGAAACUUGAGGAGCUCCACGACAAGGCCAUUAAGUUCGACCAAACGAAGCGAAAGCUUGCUGAGAAAGAGAGCUAUUGUGAAAGAAUACAACGCGCAGAAUGUUUGUAUUUCAUUCGUUCUCAGAUCUGCCUCGACAGGUUAGUUCAGUCCGCUCACAGCGCGGACAUCUUACGAUCAAAGCUGAAGCUGUUUGUAGAUGGGAUAGCCAAUGCUACAAGGUUCCCCGCAGACUCCGACCCCCGUUUUUUGCUCAAGACGAAAAUAGAGAGAGCCUACGAGUGGUUAGAUGAUUGGAGAAAUCGUGCUUUGUUGCGUUAUGACUCGAGUGGAUUUAUCCUUUUUGAAGACUUGGAUAAUAAUGAAUCUGAACACUUUGACGAGAUCUCAGAGUCUUCUAGUAAGAAUGCUCCUUCUCAAACUCCUCUUUCCGAAAAGCCACAAGAAGUUUCUGUCGCCGGUUCCUCUGAGGAUUCUGGUUCUCACACCCCAGUUUCCGAAAAGUCUGAUGAUGAGUUUGUACCUAAUUCUUCUGAGAACGCUGCUUCUCACAUCACGGUUUGA